UGAAAAGUGUAUUUCCCAGGAAUCCAAAUCUCACUGACUUGCUCAUUCCUCAUCGGUUUUCCUCAUCGCUAACAAAAGUUCAACGUUGAUUUAACAUUACUACCUGCUAGCGGCAGUCUUUUCUGCUUCAGACAAUCACUUGGAGACAUCAGAUCUUUCGACUUCGCUUCAAAACGUCUUCCACUUACCCCGAUUAACGCGAUGGCUUCGGGCGCUCUGAUCAAUACAUACCUGUCUCUCUCCCUCUUGUGCGGUCUCUUGAAUAUCCCACCGACAAUAUUACAUAUAUCACAAGGUCAUUCAGGUCCAGCAUCUUUCGGUCUCUGGGCAACUACUUUGAACAUCCUAGCUUUUACCAACGGUGUGAUAUGGAGGAAUGAUGCUUUGGAUAGGGCGCCCGUGUUGUGUGACAUUUCCUCCAAGAUAAGCGAAGUGGGCCCCCUGGGCUUGUUGAUUGCCAACUGUUGUAUUAUUCGGUACCUUGCUUUGAUCUUGACCCCCAAUCGCACAAUAGAAGAGCCCCAGCAGAAGCGGCGCAGAAUUUUGCUUGACUACUGCCUCUCUUUGGGCUUCCCGAGCCUAAUUGCCGCCGUAUCAGUCAUCUAUCAAGUUGGCCGGUACCAAAUCAACAACCUUGCUGGUUGCUCCAGUGCAUCCGCCCUCGUAUGGCCCACAUUUAUACUAUCCAUUGUCUGGCCUUUGGUAUUUUGUGGUAUCUCCUGCUGCUACUCUUUAUACGUUCUCUACUGUCUCAUACAGCGGCACCGCGAUAUCAAGAAGCUUGUCAACUGUACGGGAAGCACAUUGAACGUGUCUCGUUUCGCUCGAAUGGGAGCUUUAUCAGUCACUUACUUUUGCGUAGCCACGCCUUGUGCUGUUUACGGUACUUUGGAAACCAUUGCCGCCACCGGCCCAUACGUACCCUGGGUAUCUUGGUCAACAGUCCACAAUGAGGACAACAAGCUUUCGAUGGUUCGCCAGUACCCUCUUUAUCAAUACCAGCUGCGCGAUUGGUUACCAAUCGUCGCAGGGUUGAUGGUCAUUUGUUUUUUUUCGUGUGGUUCAGAAUCAGUAUCGAUGUACUCCAAAGUAGGACUUGCCUGUCUCGAUCGCUUAGAUGCAGUUAAAGAAAAAAUUUUCGCGACAAGGUCCCCGCGGAGAAAUCAUGAGCCGAGGAGUGUAUUUUCCGAUGUGAUGACAUCUUCGAGCGCGGAAAAGUUGCACACUAGAAAGUUGAUUAACUCAGGGCUAUUCCCCAGUACGACUGCCCCUCAAACAAGCUUACGCCCUUUCCAGAUUCAUGUUUCUGUUGUCGAAAACUCCGUGCCAGCGGAAUAUUGAACCACAACCUUCCGAUUUCAUAGCUUUUACUGGAAAGUUUCUUUCUGUACAAUUUGUUAUAUUUGUACUAUCAAUUUUCCUGAAAUUAUAGUUGCUGGUAUCGAGAGUGACAAAAUUGAGAGGAAACACUGUAUAUUCAUUCCUAUAAGAUGUCGUUUUACUCUUCACCAUGAAAGAUGAUUGUUGUGGCUAGAAUUCAAACAAGCAGGGUUUGGCCACCCCUGGGCUGGCCCGCUAGGGCCAUCCAUCUUAG
This is a messenger RNA of Puccinia graminis f. sp. tritici CRL 75-36-700-3, 1594 nucleotides long. RefSeq lists its product as uncharacterized. The transcript has 6 exons. Gene Ontology annotation, cellular component: membrane. The record is from RefSeq and is a predicted model, not a curated record. Gene Ontology annotation, molecular function: mating-type factor pheromone receptor activity. Gene Ontology annotation, biological process: G protein-coupled receptor signaling pathway. Lineage: Eukaryota; Fungi; Basidiomycota; Pucciniomycetes; Pucciniales; Pucciniaceae. The coding region runs from base 202 to 1341 and encodes 379 amino acids.